GGCAGCGAUUUUUCGGAAGCUUCCGGAAGCGUCUCUCGCUCGCGUAGAGGCUUGUGUCCAGAGACGAAAGGACCCGCUCGAAAGAAACUCUAGCGAUGACGAUGGAAGACGCGACUGUCGACACGGGUGUACGAGACGGCGUGGAGAUGCGAAUGGGACACACGCGGUACUGCUCGACGAGGGAGCAUAGAAUCGGCUGCUAUUCGUGCUUGUGUCAACCGGAAAGAAAGACGUGCUUGCUUGCACACGAGCUCGCCGGUGUUGCGCAGAGAUCGUCUACCGCACGGCAUUUUCUAAAUCAACGGAACCAGAGUCGCUACUGCGAGACAGGAAGGAUGUUUGCAGUUGCUGUACAUCGAGUCCGGUGUGCCAAUAUUUUCAGAGAGUGUAUGCCAGAAGAUCCACAGGAGAGAAGUGCGCGAAGACUUUGAG
Messenger RNA from Amoebophrya sp. A25, 432 nucleotides. The record is from the annotation of a GenBank genome assembly. NCBI's taxonomy places the organism in Eukaryota, Dinophyceae, Syndiniales, Amoebophryaceae.